This is a messenger RNA of Daktulosphaira vitifoliae (grape phylloxera), 1460 nucleotides long. Its product is annotated as pituitary homeobox homolog Ptx1-like. Gene Ontology annotation, cellular component: nucleus. The record is from RefSeq and is a predicted model, not a curated record. The annotation marks the transcript as partial. Gene Ontology annotation, molecular function: DNA-binding transcription factor activity, RNA polymerase II-specific; RNA polymerase II cis-regulatory region sequence-specific DNA binding. NCBI's taxonomy places the organism in Eukaryota, Metazoa, Arthropoda, Insecta, Hemiptera, Phylloxeridae. Gene Ontology annotation, biological process: regulation of transcription by RNA polymerase II; anatomical structure morphogenesis. The transcript is spliced from 5 exons.
UCAAAGCCGGGGGCUCAAACCGCGGAUAGUCGACCUAAUCUGAGGUCAAUUUGUUAACUUAACUUAAAAACUCGGCGACCGGCUCUUGUGCCGUAAUAGUCUCCAGUGCGUGCGUAUAAUAAUAAAUAAAUUACACAAAGCGGAUCUCGUUAAGUGACAAAAAUAUACGAAUUUCGGUUAAUAAAUUAUUGAGAAUAGUAAAAUUUUAAUGAUCAACUGGCUGCCCUGGCUAGUGCAAUAUAAUAAAACAAACGUCAUUUAUCUUUAAUUGGGGCCAAGCUUCGUGUGCGAUCCGUCCGCAGUACGCGACUAGUUCGGCUCGAGUGCGACCGGGACGGGCCGUGGCGUUUAAUGAUCCACCGAAAUCCUACAUAAGCCCACCGUUGAGUUUUGGGGAUUUUUCUGUAUACAUAGUGCUAAUAUAAAUUAUCUGUUUAAAUAUAUUUGUUUUUCGAUCUGCCCGUCGUUCCGCUUUGUUUCACUCUAUGGUCAUUUAUUUGCUUUGUUUUUGAUUAUAAUGAAUAACGACAACAGAGAACAACAGUGAACGAAUCACCAAAACAGGGUCUUAGUAGGACCUGUUUCGUUACCGUUUUAGAAACUUUUAAGAUUCUCAUUCAAACUAUAAUUGGGUUUUGAACACCGAGUGAUGAUCGUGUAGAUCUAAGACGGCGGCAAUAAUGAUGGAGAGAUUAGAAAACCUGACUGACCCAAGCCUGUGCUUGCAGGAUUUGGUGUCGUCCACAGGUACUGAUCACCAUAAUGUCGGUCUGCAACAUGCAUCUCCGGCGUCUUUUCACCAUCCAGUCCACGACGGAAGUGCUGGCUUACACCAAGGUAUGCUGAGCCAUCACCAUGUUCAUCACCACGAUGGACACCAUCACCACCACCACGCAGCAGUACCAUGUCCACCUACGCUGCUACAUCACGAACCACUGGAAAAACUAAAAAGAGUUUGGGCAGAGACAGGAGACUUUAGAGAUAACAAUCACCAUGGUCUUACUACUGACCAUUCGUCGCAGCUGAAUUUCGGAUCAUCCAGGAGUAGAAAUCGUGAUAGGAAAGUAGGUCGACCGGAUGCGAUAGGUGCCACCGGCAUCAAAACAGAAGGCAUCGAUCAAGGUGUAGGAGUGGUCACUGAUGACGUCAAAGACUCCAAUAUCAAAAACAACAAGAACAACAAAAGACAGAGAAGGCAAAGGACGCACUUUACUUCGCAACAACUUCAAGAAUUAGAAGCUACAUUUACUAGGAAUCGGUAUCCUGAUAUGAGUACCAGGGAAGAGAUAGCCAUGUGGACGAAUCUUACGGAAGCCAGAGUCCGGGUAUGGUUCAAAAAUCGAAGAGCUAAAUGGAGAAAACGAGAAAGAAAUGCAAUGAAUGCUGCAGCAGCUGCAGCUGUUGAUUUUAAAAACGGGUUCGGUACGCAAUUCAACGGCCUCAUGCAGCCAUUUACUGAU